GGAGGUGCAAAUGCUCUGAGCGCUGCGCAUCAGCCCCGUCCAGCUGCGAGGUCUGGGCGGAGCGCGAGGGACAGCCAGGGACCUGGGCAGCGCGGCUGGGCUCUGGCUUGGCUGGCUCCCCCCUUUUAAUUUCUCAUCAUUCAUCUAUUAAUAAUUCUAUUUGUUCUGAUUAAUUCCUGCUGCUGGGGUCUCGCGGGGGAAGAAGACACCGAGAAAGCCAGCGGACGUCGCCGUGCCUUUGCAGCUGCUUGCCGCUUUCCUUGGGGAUCCCCCGGUUUUUGGUUGCAAUCCCGCAAGACUGCGUUUUUGGGGACCCCCCUGCUUAAUAAUUUGCAGCGCUAACAUAUAUUUGGAGACGGAGAGAAUAUGGCUCGACCUCUUCCUCUGAACCCAACUUUCCUACCUCCAACCUACGGCGUGCUGAAGUCUCUGCUGGAAAACCCUCUCAAACUACCGCUGCAUCACGAAGACGCAUUUUGUAAAGAAAAAGACAAAGAAAAAAAGCUGGAUGAUGACAACGGUGGUGCCACGGUGCCACAGUCGGCUUUCUUGGGUCCGACAUUAUGGGAUAAAACACUUCCGUACGAUGGUGACACUUUCCAGUUGGAGUACAUGGACCUGGAGGAAUUCCUCUCAGAAAAUGGCAUUCCACCCAGCCCCGCUCAGCAUGACCACAGCCCUCACCAACCAGCUCUCCAGCCAGCUACCUCAGCAGCCCCUUCUGUCAUGGACCUCAGCAGCAGAGCGUCCACGUCUGUUCACUCGACUAUGGUUUCUCAGAACUGCAUGGAGACUCCCGUCAGGCCAGGUGCAGUCUUGCCCACGAGUCGUAACACACCAAGUCCUAUCGAUCCAGAGACUAUUCAGGUUCCCGUGGGUUAUGAACCGGACCCUGCCGAUCUCGCCCUUUCAAGCAUUCCGGGCCAGGAGAUAUUUGAUCCUCGUAAACGCAAGUUCUCUGAGGAAGAACUCAAGCCGCAGCCCAUGAUUAAGAAAGCCCGCAAAAUCUUCACUCCCGAGGAUCUGAAGCAGGAUGACAAAUACUGGGCAAGACGUCGAAAGAACAACAUGGCUGCCAAGCGUUCGAGAGAUGCCCGGAGGCUGAAGGAGAACCAGAUCGCCAUCCGUGCCUCGUUCCUGGAGAAGGAGAACUCAGCGCUGCGUCAGGAGGUGGCAGAUUUACGGAAAGAAUUGGGCAAAUGCAAGAACGUGCUGGCCAAGUACGAAGCCCGGCAUGGCCCCCUGUAAACGGCACGGGCACUUUAUGUUUCCUUCCCUCCCCCCUUUUUAGUGGGUUGGCAUUUGAGUAUAUGGACAGUAUGUUUCCUGUUUGAUAGCACCACACCCAAUACCAACCUUUCAGUCAUCAGCACUUUACCGGAAAAGCAGAAACAAAACCAAUGUACAACUUCGUUUGUGUGUGUCUGUGCGUGCGUGCGUGCACAUCUCAGCAUGUCUCAGUUUUUUACAAAA
This is a messenger RNA of Sphaerodactylus townsendi, 1473 nucleotides long. It is a transcript of the gene HLF, whose product is annotated as HLF transcription factor, PAR bZIP family member. The transcript is spliced from 4 exons. The record is from RefSeq and is a predicted model, not a curated record. Gene Ontology annotation, molecular function: RNA polymerase II cis-regulatory region sequence-specific DNA binding; DNA-binding transcription factor activity, RNA polymerase II-specific. Gene Ontology annotation, cellular component: nucleus. Lineage: Eukaryota; Metazoa; Chordata; Lepidosauria; Squamata; Sphaerodactylidae. Gene Ontology annotation, biological process: regulation of transcription by RNA polymerase II. Bases 367 to 1248 code for a protein of 293 amino acids.